Molecule: messenger RNA, 2541 nt
Organism: Salarias fasciatus (jewelled blenny)
Lineage: Eukaryota; Metazoa; Chordata; Actinopteri; Blenniiformes; Blenniidae
Gene: tas1r1
Product: taste receptor, type 1, member 1
Exons: 6
Coding region: 1-2541 (846 amino acids)
Biological process (GO): G protein-coupled receptor signaling pathway
Cellular component (GO): plasma membrane
Molecular function (GO): G protein-coupled receptor activity
Source: RefSeq, a predicted model, not a curated record
AUGGAAAUAUACAGUACUGUGACUCUCCUCUUCGCGUGGCUGGUGGUGCAGGAGGUCCACAGCGAGCUGGACUACACGAACCAAGGACAGGGUCAGCAACUGCAGGGCGACGUCUCCCUCGCCGGAUUCUUCCCUCUUCAUUACACAGCUGAACCAAACACUGAAUUUCCUGCUUUGGUUUCAUGCAAUGAAGGUCAAGAAAACCCUCAUGGGUAUCAUUUGAUGCAAGCAAUGAGAUUCACUGUGGAACAAAUCAACAACAGCACGGGUCCUCAGGCCCUGCUGCCUGGAGUCAAGCUGGGCUACCAGCUGUACGACACAUGUUCGGUCGCAGCAGGUAUCCUGGCCUCGCUGGACCAGCUGGAGGAGCAGUUCGAAGGUCCGUCUGGGCCCGACGGCGCCGCGCACCUGAACUACAGCAGAAUUAAAAAGGUGCUGGCUGUCAUCGGACCGGACAGCAGCAGCAAAUCUUUUGUUCCUGCGGCUCUACUGGGAGCCUAUCUGGUGCCACAGAUCUCCUAUGAGGCAUCGAAUGAAAUGCUCAGCAACAAGGAAUUGUAUCCAUCCUUCCUUCGCACAAUUCCCAAUGACAGGAACCAGGUAGCAGCAAUAAUCCAGAUUCUGGUCCAUUUCAACUGGACCUGGAUCGCUCUGCUGGGGAGUGAUAAUGCGUACGGGCUGGAGGGCAUGCAGAGCAUCUCACAGCAAGCCGCUCUCCACGGCAUCUGCAUCGCCUACCAGGGAGUCAUCCCCACCUACAGAGAGGACACCGUCCAGACCAUGAGGCACAUCGUGGAGGCCUUGCUCCAAACCAAGGUCACCGUCGUCGUGGUCUUCUCCAGCAAGACAAUUCUCUCAAAGUUCCUCCCGUUUCUUAUCAAACGCAACAUAACAGACAGGGUGUGGAUCGGGACGGAGGACUGGUGCAUGUCCAGACUCAUAUCAGGCAUAGAAGGAGUCCAUACAAUCGGCACCGUGCUCGGCGUCUCCGUCAAAUAUUUCUCCAUCCCUGGGUUUGUGGAGUUCGAGAGAAAAACCCUUGAAGCUUCGAUGCAACACAACUUCAGUGAAACAGAGAGCUCGGACAACGGCUGUCUCCAGAGCAAAGAGCUGUACAGCCUGACCAGGAGGAACUUCUCCCUCGAGAAGUACGACAUAACGUCUUCUUUCAAUGUGCAGAAGGCGGUGUACGCCGUGGCUCAUGCUCUGCACCAAGCACUUGGAUGUGGAGCUGGAGAGUGUCAGAGGAGAACUCUUCAUCCGUGGGAGCUCUUGCCGUGGAUCAGACAGGUGCGGUUUUCCCUGGGGAACAGCUCGGUGUACUUUGAUGUGAACGGUGACCCGCCCACCGGGUACGACAUUGUCUCCUGGAUCUGGAAGGGGAAGGACUGGUCCUUCAACAUGGUUGGCUCCUUCACUCCAGAUCCCGUUGCCCUCACCAUCGAUGGUGAUCAGAUCCAGUGGUACGGCUCAGGAACGGAACGGUCGAGAGAGGUGCCGCUGUCUAUCUGCUCCUCGCCGUGUCCCAGAGGCCACAGGAAGCUGCUGACGGGCCAGCACACAUGCUGCUUCGACUGCCUGCCCUGUCCUGCUGCCACCUUCCUCAAUGACAGCGAGCCCACGCUGUGCCAGCCCUGCCCCCCGGAGCAGUGGGCCCCCCCCAGCAGCGAGCAGUGUCUGGACCGCUCCGUCCUGCUGCUGCCCUGGGACGACCCGCUCGCCGUCGCCCUCCUCUUCUUUCUGGCCGCCUGUCUUCUCCUGACCUCCGGCUCGGCCGUGAUCCUCCUGCUCAACCUGAACACGCCCGUGGCCAAGUCCGCCGGCGGCCGCACCUGCCUGCUGAUGCUGGCGGCGCUGACCGCCGCUGCCAUGAGCUCCCUGUGCCACUUCGGGCCGCCGUCCCCUCUGGCCUGCGUCCUCAAGCAGCCUCUGUUCCUGCUGAGCUUCACGGUGUGCCUGGCCUGCGUCACCGUGCGCUCCCUCCAGGUCGUCUGCAUCUUCAAAUUCGCAUCCAGGCUGCCGCCGGUCUACGACAAGUGGGCCAAAAAUCACGGGCCGGAGGCCACCAUCCUGCUCGCGUCGCUCCUCAUCCUGUUCAUCUCCGUGCUCCGCGUGGCGGCGGACGCGCCCCGGCCGUCCCGGGACCUGCAGUUCUACCACGACAGCGUGGUGCUGGAGUGCAGCAACAUGCUCUCCGCCGGCGCCCUGGUGGAGCUGGUCUACGUCUCGCUGCUCAGCGCCCUCUGCUUCUCUUUCAGCUACAUGGGCAAAGACCUGCCGGCCAACUACAACGAGGCCAAGUCGGUGACCUUCAGCCUCAUGGUGUACAUGAUCUCCUGGAUGAGCUUCUUCACGCUCUACCUGGUCAGCAGAGGCCCGUUCGCCAUGGCCGCCCACGUCUUCGCCACCCUCUUCAGCGUGCUGGCCUUCUACGUGGGAUACUUCCUCCCUAAGAUUUACAUCAUUGUCAUGAGGCCGCAGAUGAACACCACCGCACAUUUCCAGAACUGCAUUCAGAUGUACACCAUGAGCAAACAGUGA